GAAGAGCUGAAGAUGUUGUGCCACUUGGACUGUCUAGUUAUCCAGCCGAGCUAAAACCAUCUCCACAUGUAGCUGUUUCAUAUACAGAGAUUCCUAAAUCUGAUCGAGUUAACAUCAUUUGGAGAGGAUGAACUCACAGGGACAAUACAACUGAGCAUUUGUACACAGGAGAAUAAAGCAUGUAAAUAAAGCAGAUACACUGCUUGGAUUUAACUAAGCAAAUAGUAUGCUUUACACCAGGGGUAGGCAAGUUAGGUUCUGGACAGCCACAAUCCUGCAGAGUUCAGAUCCGACCCUAAUCCAACACACCAGGACAAGCUAAUCAAGGUCUUCAGGAUUACUAAGGCUACAGGUAGAGGUAAAGAAAAACAAACGUAUUAUUUGUACUAUGACUAGUCAAGAAGAAACUCAGACAGACCUUCACCACUGCUUAGAGUGUGGAAAGAGUUUUAGUCAAGAGAAGGAUCUCACAGCACACCAGCUCAUCCACAGACAAGACAAACCACAUCAGUGCUCGGAAUGUGGAAAGAGUUUCAUUUAUAAAUGUCUUCUCCAGCGACAUCAACGUGCUCAUACAGGAGAGAAGCCGUAUCAGUGCUCACAGUGUGAAAGAAGUUUUACCUAUUUGAGUAAUUUAUAUCAACACCUCCGAAUUCAUACAGGGCAGAAACCAUUUAUCUGCUCACAGUGUGGGAAAGGAUUUUCUCACCAGUUCAAUCUCAAAACACACCAGCGCAUCCAUACAGGAGAGAAGCCGUAUCAGUGCUCACAGUGUGGAAAGAGUUUUACUCAACGUAGUACUCUCCAACAACACCAGAGCAUUCACCCAGGAGAGAAGCCGUAUCAGUGCUCCGAGUGCUGGAGGGGUUUCCGGCGCAAGGUUGAUCUCCAGCAUCAUGAGCGCGUUCACACUGGGGAGAAGCCUUAUGUCUGUGCAGUGUGUGGAAAGGGUUUUAAGGUAAAGAGUUCUCUCCAGCAACAUGAACGUGUUCACACUGGAGAGAAGCCGUAUUACUGCUCUGAAUGUGGCAAGAGUUUUAAUCGUGCAGGUCAUUUCCAACAACAUGUGCGCGUACAUACUGGAGAGAAGCCGUAUAACUGCUCAGAGUGUGGAAAAUGUUUUAAUGAAAAAAGAAAUCUGGAAAUACAUCAGCGCAUUCACACUGGAGAAAGACCACAUCACUGCUCAGAGUGUGAAAAGAGUUUUAAUGAUCCAUCAGCAUUCAGGGCUCACCAGCGGAUACACACUGGAGAAAAACCCUAUCACUGCUCAGAGUGUGGGAAGAGCUUUACCAAUUCAAGUGAUCUGAAAAGACACCAAGCUGUUCACACUAAGAAAAGGAGACAGAACACAAUUUAGAGCUUUUUUCUCUUUAAUGCCAUGAAAUACCUAAGAGAAUAUAAAACACCCCGUUGGACCCACUGUAAAAUCAUAAUGUUGUGUAGGUGAGAUCUGUUCAAUUCAUUUUUUGCAGGGA
This is a messenger RNA of Clarias gariepinus (North African catfish), 1478 nucleotides long. RefSeq names its product zinc finger protein 239-like. The record is from RefSeq and is a predicted model, not a curated record. The transcript has 4 exons. Bases 389 to 1360 code for a protein of 323 amino acids. Gene Ontology annotation, cellular component: nucleus. NCBI's taxonomy places the organism in Eukaryota, Metazoa, Chordata, Actinopteri, Siluriformes, Clariidae.